GCGUCUCUUUCUUUCGCCCUUGUUUAUUUCUAAAGCAAAGUCACCCAGAGCCACACUCUUCAGUCUUCCCCCCACCAUCCCCUCCUCACUCCUCCCUCCUUUUUAAGCAAGGAAAUUCUACCUCAAACAACCUCAGUUGCUUUUCAGGGAGAGCGAGUGGUGGAGAAAUGCGUAAUACCAACGCCACCAACGACAAUCUCAACGGCAACCACCGGAGACCCCCUGCUCCUGCUCCUCCCCAACACCACCGCACAUACUACCCAACUUCCCCCUCCUCCAAAGCCUCUUUCAAGGGUUGUUGCUGUUGCCUCUUCCUUCUCUUCUCCUUUCUAGCUUUACUAGUUCUCGCCGUCGUCCUCAUAAUCAUCCUCGCCGUCAAACCCAAAAAGCCCCAGUUCGAUCUCCAACAGGUAGGGGUUCAAUACGUGGGCAUCUCCGCACCCAACCCCACCUCAGUCGAUGGCACCGCCACCGCUGUCAGCACCCCCACCACCGCCUCCUUGUCUUUAACCAUCCGCAUGCUUUUCACUGCGGUUAAUCCCAAUAAGGUAGGGAUCAAGUAUGGAGAGUCGAGAUUCACAGUCAUGUACCGGGGGAUUCCGUUGGGGAAGGCUUCUGUUCCCGGGUUCUUCCAGGAGGCUCACAGCGUCAGAAACGUGGACGCCACCAUCGCCGUUGAUCGUGUCAAUUUGAUGCAGGCGGACGCGGCUGCUUUAAUCAGGGAUGCUUCUCUCAAUGACCGCGUCGAGCUUCGGGUCCUGGGUGAUGUUGGUGCUAAGAUCCGGGUCAUGAACUUCGAUUCUCCCGGCGUUCAGGUUUCGGUGGAUUGUAAAGUAGUUAUCAGCCCUGGGAAGCAGUCUCUUACUUACAAGCAGUGUGGUUUUGAUGGCUUGAACGUGUAGCUAGCGCUGGAGUAGUCUCUUGAAGAGUGCAAGUAUUUUUUUCCUUUUUUUUUCCUCUUUAAUUUUUUCUAUCUCUCUCAAGUCAGAGGGAGAAAGAGAAUGGAAAAACAGGAGAAAGCUAAAAUUAAGGGGGAUAAGGAAGAACCAUCCCCCUAUGACUCACAUGACUGGAGUGGUAGAAAAGCGAGCAAAGAGACAUUAUUCAAUGGGAAAAAUCAAUUUCCCUCACAAAGGUAUUGCUGAUUUUGGUAUUGAUGUUCUUAACUGUAAAGUUGCAUGUGCACUAAUUGUAUUUUAUUCUAUGCCCAUCCAGCAAAAUCCCUCUAUCUUUGCACAAUGUUAAGGGUGUCAAUGAGUCAAGGAACUACGGUGCUCAGCCUGAAAACGAACUUGCUUUUUUGCAAACUCGACCUUGGCUCAAAAAGGAAUUCACGCAGACUUAAUUUCAACGCAUUGCAUUGAACACCAAAGUUUGAGCUCAAAAUUGAUAACAAACUAAAAUUUUACUCCAAUUUCUGUCAUAGGUUAAGUAAACGUGCCUUUUUGAG
Rubroshorea leprosula is the source of this 1450-nucleotide messenger RNA. The record is from the annotation of a GenBank genome assembly. NCBI's taxonomy places the organism in Eukaryota, Viridiplantae, Streptophyta, Magnoliopsida, Malvales, Dipterocarpaceae.